This is a messenger RNA of Ambispora gerdemannii, 150 nucleotides long. The record is from the annotation of a GenBank genome assembly. Lineage: Eukaryota; Fungi; Glomeromycota; Glomeromycetes; Archaeosporales; Ambisporaceae.
AAUCUUAGAAUGAAGGUUCAAGCAAACAAGGUAACAAUCAUUCUUCUCGAUACCAAUGAUCUCCGUGAAUUAGCUCAUUCGAUGAAUGAUCCAGAUAUAUUUAAAGUAAAAGUUGGAGCUGCGGUGGCAAAAAUUAUUGCUGACAAAUAA